UCUCAAUUAAAUUUAAAUUAAAUUUCUUUUCAAAAUCCACAAAACACGGCAUGGAUUCUUCCUCUCUACGGAGAAUUCAAUCUCUGAUCAGAUUCUCUUCGAUGUCUCCCUGAAACACUGUCGAGAGAGAGAGAGAGAUCUCGUAACGAUGGCGAGAGGAAGAGCGGGUGAGAAAGAGGAAGGAUCACUCGAGAAACACAUAGGCUUACUAAAGCUAGCUCAAACGCUGUCGUUUCUUCUCAUAUUCAUGGCCGGAAUCAUCAUCGGACUCGCCGCUAGCUCCCACAUCGAUCGCUACUUCAAUUCUCUACCUCAGAUGCUAUCAUCAUCAUCAUCCUCCGCCAACCUUCAGACGAUCCCUGAUUACUCCAAUUGCACAGUCAUCCACCGUGAUUGCUCAAACGACGACGACGACGAAUACGGAAAAGCGGCGGAGAAGAAGAAGCCUAAGAUUCGAGAUUGCUGGAGCGUCGACGGGUUUGUUCGUCCGGAGAACGUGAGCCAUAGGAUGAGAGACGAGGAGCUGUUCUGGAGAGCAUCGAUGGUUCCGGUGAAGGAGGAGUAUCCGUACGACAGGGUUCCCAAGGUCGCGUUCAUGUUUCUGACGAGAGGGCCUUUGCCUAUGCUUCCGCUCUGGGAGAAGUUUUUUAGAGGGAACGAGAAGUACUUGUCGGUUUACGUUCACACGCCUCCGGGUUACUACAUGAAUGUCUCGAGUGAUUCGCCUUUCUACAACCGGCAGGUUCCGAGCCAGGCUUCUUUUCUCACGACACUGAGAAUGAAAGUUGCAUGGGGAUCCCCACUAUUGACAGAUGCAGAGAAGCGUCUUCUAGCCAACGCAUUGCUCGACUUCUCAAAUGAGCGUUUUGUGCUUCUCUCGGAAAGCUGCGUCCCUGUCUACAACUUCACAACCGUCUACUCUUACCUUAUAAACUCUGCUUACAGUUUCGUCGACUCUUACGACGAGCCAACACGUUACGGCCGUGGCCGUUACAGCCGCAAGAUGCUCCCAGAUAUCAAACUACAUCAUUGGCGCAAAGGGUCUCAGUGGUUUGAAGUGAACCGUAGAAUCGCCAUCUACAUCAUCUCUGACUCAAAAUACUACUCAUUAUUCAAAAAAUUCUGCAGACCAGCUUGUUAUCCAGACGAGCAUUACAUCCCAACGUUACUCAACAUGUUUCACGGUUCGGUGAACGCGAAUAGAAGCGUGACGUGGGUGGAUUGGUCCAUAGGAGGUCCGCAUCCAGCUACGUAUGCGGCAGAUAAUAUCACAGAAGGGUUUCUACAGUCGAUAAGAAAGAACGAGACGGAAUGUCUUUACAAUGAAGAGCCAACUUCUUUAUGCUUCCUUUUUGCUCGGAAGUUUGCUCCUAGUGCCUUAGCUCCUCUUAUGAACUUGAGCUCUACAGUCUUGGGGUUUUGAGUAAACAGAUGACUUCUUUUUUUUCUACUUUUAUAGGGAUGAGAUGAGAUGAGAUUCUUCUGCGAGAUAUAUACAUAGGUUAUGAUGAUCUCUUCUUUAUACUUUUUUUUAGUUAUGAGUUCUUUGGUUAUGAUCUCAUAAUGUAAAGGUUGAGCCUUUUGUAUGUAAGAGUUUUGCUUCUCCCGA
Raphanus sativus (radish) is the source of this 1609-nucleotide messenger RNA. RefSeq names its product glycosyltransferase BC10. Lineage: Eukaryota; Viridiplantae; Streptophyta; Magnoliopsida; Brassicales; Brassicaceae. Gene Ontology annotation, molecular function: glycosyltransferase activity. Gene Ontology annotation, cellular component: membrane. The transcript is spliced from 3 exons. The record is from RefSeq and is a predicted model, not a curated record. Bases 149 to 1423 code for a protein of 424 amino acids.